Physeter macrocephalus (sperm whale) is the source of this 9919-nucleotide messenger RNA. It is a transcript of the gene RC3H1, whose product is annotated as ring finger and CCCH-type domains 1. Gene Ontology annotation, biological process: ubiquitin-dependent protein catabolic process; protein polyubiquitination; nuclear-transcribed mRNA catabolic process, deadenylation-dependent decay. The record is from RefSeq and is a predicted model, not a curated record. Bases 376 to 3699 code for a protein of 1107 amino acids. Gene Ontology annotation, cellular component: cytoplasmic stress granule. The transcript has 20 exons. Gene Ontology annotation, molecular function: mRNA binding; metal ion binding; double-stranded RNA binding. Lineage: Eukaryota; Metazoa; Chordata; Mammalia; Artiodactyla; Physeteridae.
AGGAGGAGGAGGAAGAGGAGGCCGACCAACAAGAUGGCCCCUGCUGCCGGAGCAGCUUCAGCAGCAGGUGGGAGGCCGGAGGCGGCGCUGGCGGUGGCAGCAGCGGCCGUGGUCCGGCGGCCUGGGACAGAGUCAGAGUCGACGGUGGCAUUGGCGGCGGCGGUGGCUGCCGCGGCGGUGGCGACGGCCGCGGGGACUCGGAGCUGAGAGGAGCUGCUGCUCGGACCAGCGCGGUAAUAUUUCACACUAUGUGCUGACUGUAUUUACAGAAGAUAUUUAAAAAAAAAAAAGAUAAACUUUUUUCAAAGAUUUUGAUUCCAGUGGAAUCUUUGCUUUAGAUUUUGUGUGUGUGAGUGAAUUGUAACUCCAGAAACAAUGCCUGUACAAGCUCCACAGUGGACGGAUUUCCUCUCCUGCCCAAUUUGCACUCAGACUUUCGACGAAACAAUUCGAAAGCCCAUCAGUUUGGGUUGUGGCCAUACUGUCUGCAAGAUGUGCCUGAACAAACUCCAUCGCAAGGCUUGCCCGUUUGACCAGACCACUAUCAAUACAGACAUUGAACUCCUCCCAGUAAACUCAGCAUUGCUGCAGCUAGUGGGUGCUCAGGUUCCUGAACAGCAGCCCAUUACUUUGUGUAGUGGGGUUGAAGAUACAAAGCAUUAUGAGGAAGCCAAGAAGUGUGUAGAAGAAUUAGCAUUGUACCUGAAACCGCUCAGCAGUGCUAGAGGAGUGGGUCUGAAUAGCACUACUCAGAGUGUUCUGAGUCGCCCAAUGCAGAGGAAGCUGGUGACUCUGGUCCACUGCCAACUAGUAGAAGAAGAAGGCAGGAUUCGUGCCAUGAGGGCAGCUCGAUCUUUAGGUGAACGAACAGUUACAGAGCUCAUUCUCCAGCACCAGAAUCCUCAGCAACUCUCUUCCAAUCUUUGGGCAGCAGUCAGAGCUAGAGGCUGCCAGUUCCUUGGACCAGCAAUGCAGGAGGAAGCUCUAAAGCUGGUUCUCCUGGCCUUAGAAGAUGGUUCUGCUUUGUCAAGAAAAGUAUUGGUUCUUUUUGUGGUGCAAAGGUUGGAGCCACGGUUUCCUCAAGCCUCUAAAACUAGCAUUGGGCACGUUGUCCAGCUCCUUUAUAGAGCCUCCUGCUUCAAGGUCACCAAACGUGAUGAAGACUCUUCUUUGAUGCAGUUGAAAGAAGAAUUUAGAACCUAUGAAGCUCUGCGGCGAGAACAUGACUCCCAGAUAGUGCAGAUUGCUAUGGAAGCAGGCUUACGAAUUGCACCAGACCAGUGGUCCUCUUUGCUUUAUGGGGACCAGUCUCACAAAUCUCAUAUGCAGUCCAUUAUUGACAAGUUGCAGACCCCAGCCUCUUUUGCACAAAGUGUUCAGGAACUAACAAUUGCUCUCCAGAGGACGGGAGAUCCAGCAAACUUGAAUCGACUAAGACCCCAUUUGGAGCUAUUAGCAAAUAUUGACCCUAGUCCAGAUGCUCCUCCUCCUACUUGGGAACAGCUAGAAAAUGGGCUGGUUGCUGUGCGUACAGUGGUACACGGGUUGGUUGAUUAUAUCCAGAAUCACAGCAAAAAAGGAGCAGAUCAACAGCAGCCUCCACAGCAUAGCAAAUACAAAACAUACAUGUGUCGAGACAUGAAACAGAGAGGAGGAUGCCCUCGUGGGGCCAGCUGUACAUUUGCACACUCACAGGAGGAACUGGAAAAGUUUCGUAAAAUGAACAAACGCCUGGUUCCCAGAAGACCCCUGAGUGCCUCUUUGGGUCAACUUAAUGAGGUGGGCCUGCCUUCAACAGCUAUGCUUCCAGAUGAAGGUGCAGUGGAUCUGCCUAGCAGAAAAACCCCUGCUCUGCCAAAUGGGAUUGUAUCAGCAGGGAAUACAGUAACACAGCUGAUUCCACGAGGGACAGACCCCAGCUACGAUUCUAGUCUGAAACCAGGAAAGAUAGAUCACCUGAGCAGUAGUGCCCCUGGAUCCCCUCCUGACCUGCUAGAAUCUGUCCCUAAGAGUAUUUCUGCCUUGCCUGUUAAUCCACAUCCUGUACCUCCAAGAGGGCCAACAGACCUGCCCCCUAUGCCUGUCACCAAAUCACUUCAGAUGGUACCACGAGGUUCUCAGUUAUAUCCAGCACAACAGGCAGAUGUUUAUUACCAGGAUCCUCGAGGAGCUGCUCCACCAUUUGAACCAGCACCUUAUCAGCAGGGUAUGUACUAUCCUCCACCACCACAAUGUGUGUCCCGCUUUGUCCGACCUCCACCAUCUGCUCCUGAACCUGGUCCUCCCUACUUGGAUCAUUAUUCACCGUACCUCCAAGAUCGUGUAGUAAACUCUCAAUAUGGCACACAGCCACAACAGUACCCACCUAUGUACCCACCACACUAUGAUGGCCGUCGAGUAUACCCUGCUCAGUCUUAUACAAGAGAGGAGAUUUUCCGAGAAAGUCCUAUACCCAUUGAGAUACCACCUGCAGCAGUACCAUCCUAUGUACCAGAAUCCAGAGAAAGAUACCAACAGAUGGAGGGUUACUAUCCAGUGGCUCCCCACCCAACUCAAAUCAGACCUUCGUACAACAGAGAGCCUCCUUACAGCCGGCUUCCUCCCCCUCCCCAGCCCCAUCCUAGUCUAGAUGAGCUACAUCGAAGACGAAAGGAAAUAAUGGCACAACUAGAGGAAAGGAAGGUUAUCUCUCCACCUCCUUUUGCACCUUCACCAACAUUGCCUCCUGCCUUCCAACAAGAGGAAUUUUUGGAUGAAGACUUGAAGGUAGCUGGGAAAUACAAAGGAAAUGAUUAUAGCCAGUACUCCCCCUGGUCAUGUGACACCAUCGGCUCCUACAUUGGAACCAAAGAUGCAAAACCCAAAGAUGUUGUGGCAGCAGGGAGUGUGGAAAUGAUGAAUGUGGAGAGUAAAGGAAUGAGAGACCAGCGAUUGGACCUUCAGAGAAGAGCAGCAGAAACCAGUGAUGAUGACCUCAUCCCAUUUGGAGACCGACCAACAGUAUCUCGGUUUGGUGCCAUUUCUCGAACUUCAAAAACAAUAUAUCAGGGUGCUGGCCCAAUGCAGGCUAUGGCACCUCAGGGAGCGCCCACAAAAUCUAUUAACAUUUCAGAUUAUGGUCCGUAUGGAACCCACAGUGGCUGGGGAGGUUCUCCAUAUUCACCUCAUCAAAACAUACCUUCUCAGGGACACUUCAGUGAGAGGGAGAGAAUAUCUAUGUCAGAAGUGGCCAGUCAUGGAAAACCCCUUCCAUCUGCUGAGAGGGAACAGCUACGACUAGAAUUGCAGCAAUUAAACCAACAAAUUAGCCAACAGACCCAGCUACGUGGACUAGAGGCUGUCGGUAGCAGGCUGGCGCUGCAGAGAGAGGCGAGCGCCUUGGCAGGCCAAUCACAGCCCCCACCGCCGCCGCCGCCGCCAAAGUGGCCUGGAGCGCCCUCAAGUGAGCAGCUGAGCUUGGAACUGCACCAGGUGGAAAGGGAAAUCGGGAAGAGAACCCGGGAACUGAGCAUGGAGAACCAGUGUUCUCUGGACAUGAAAAGCAAAUUGAAUACAAGUAAGCAAGCAGAAAAUGGACAACCAGAACCACAAAAUAAGGUUCCAGCUGAGGACCUUACAUUGACAUUCAGGUAUUUUCAUGGAGUGAAGAUGGGGGGAAUCUCUCAAAUUGUAGCCUUAACCCUAGCUGUACCUCUCUAAGGCCUCACACUCUAGAGGAAAUCUGAGUGGGUAGAACAGCAAGAGAAAGGUAUACUGUCCCAUUGUGCCUGUAAUGUAAUUUACCUAUUUUAAAUUGGUUACUCUGCCUUACCUCAUAGAAAUUCUUACAACUUUCCCAGUGCUCACAAGCAGUUUUAGGAAUUCAAUAAAACCUCCAAUUUUUUUUUCUCUUUCUUUUCCUUUUCUCUGUUGUAUACCUUGUGAUGUGAUGAGCCUGUAAGGGUCAAUGGCCUGUUCAGGCAAAACUGCUUGACUUUCUAACUGCUUUUUUGUUAAAAUCUAUGAAAAAUAAUUGAUUUUUCUAGCUUUUAAAAUUUAUUCCUUUAGAGACAGGUAGAAGAUGAAACCAGUCAGAUAGGAAAUUCAGUUUUUAUGCUUUCUACUUAUUCAAAUGUUAAUUUCUUCUGAAGAUGACUGUUUGCUUUUCACUGAAUUAAAAGGCAAGACUCAGACAUCUCAGAUGAAAAUGAACAAUUCUGAGAGGGUUAAGGUAGGAGUAAUAAGCAUUGUGUUCAAUCUGGAUAACAACACCAGAAUUUUAUUACAGCUAGGAAUAUAAAAGUACUUGGACUUUUUCUUUCUUCAGUGAGUCUCUGGAAGAGGGUAGAAGAACCGAGAAUAAGAUAUCUAGACUCAGUUUUCUGACUUAUACGUAGUUCUUUUGCCUUACUUAUAGAUAUUGUCAUAAGUUCAGUAGGUGCCAUGACUUGGGUAAUUUACAGAGGCUGAAGUGACCAAAGAUCCACUCCUUGUUACUUUUCUAAUCAAAAGAAAAGUUAGUUAUAACAUAGGUUUCUAGUAAUAUUCAAAUAAUAAGACGCUAUUUCUAAUGCCAGCUACAAAAUACUCAACUACUCAGAAUGUAUAAAAAUUUAUUUCAUACAGCAUUAAUGUGGUUGAUUCCCUUCUCCCAUUUUAUUUCCCUUCCCUUCUCCUAGUCUUUCCCAUGUAUUUAUUUAUUUAUAUAUAUAUUUUUUGCCUAAAAUUCAUAAAAUUGGUAUGAUUCUCAUUUGCUACCUUGAAUAUGUAACUCCAUCAGACUUUCCAUUGGUCUUGAGGGUUGGAGCUCAAAGUUUUUGUUUUUCUUUUUUUCUCUGUCCCUUCUGUAUCUUGCAAAUUCCCCUUGAUUUACCCACUGCCCUCCCCAAUCUGCAACAGUGACAGUUUGCUGCCUCAAAACAGAGCAUUCAAAUGAAUUCGCUUAGCCAAUAACUUCUGUGAAGUUGCCUUUUCUAAUGGUGUUAUUACUCAGUGAUGCACAAAUGUGGUAUUUGCCCUACUGGUAGGCAAACAAAGGUCUGGUUAGGAACGGUAACCUGCUGUUUUCUUUAAAGGAGAGCCAAAGACUUGUGCUUUACUCUGUUUUGGUUUGGGAGGAAAUAGUAGCCAUUUCGAUUGUGAAACCUCUUAGUAGUUGUGAGUUGAUUAUACUGUGUAGGGAGAUGGGAGAUGUAUCUAAAGUUAACUGUUAAAGUUAGCUGGUCUUAUAAAAUGUAAAAGUAGUGAAAAUUCUUCAGUUUUUCUAAACCAUGAAUGUCAUCUUUUACAGUAUUGUGUGUAAGCAGUUCCUCCUCCCUUUCGCUGAGAUUAUCCUGUCAUGAUAGCAUGUUGUAUAUUUGUUAUUUUACUUGUGCCUAAAGGACAAUCUACUAUCACUAUGGUCAAGUAACUAUAGUCAGUACAUGUUAGAUUAUAUUCAGAUUCAGAGAAAAAUAGAUUCUUUUCACUAAAGAGUACUCGGUUGUUAUUGCUUAUGUACAAAUGGUUAUAGAUGGAGAUCUAACCAUCUUUUUCUACUUUUUUUUUUUUUUUUGCUCAUUUUAAAGAAUUGAGUAAAGUUUUCAUAUAUAAAAUCUAUCUGUAAAAAGCACUUGUAAUGUCUUAUAUAUCAUUAAAAGGAAAGGCUCAGUUACUUUUUAGGGGAAAUUAAUAACCUGUCUGGAAAUUAACUGCAGUGUUUACUUAGAUUUUUACCCUAAAAGAGUCCAAUUGUGUUUAUUUUUUAUUGAUGAUACAUGGUUAUAGUGUUUGCAAGGUGAUCUCUUCCCUGAAAAGUCUGCCUAUCCUUUUAGAUAAAAAUUAGAGCUACUAAACUAAGCAGAUUUUACAUUCAACGUUAGGGAUUGAACAGGCAAGCAGUCUACUACUGUCAUCAUUUUACCUGACUGCCCAUUUUGCUGGCCCACAUUCAUACCUUUCUACCUUGGACAACUAUGAUUUUUAUAUUUAUUUGUUGCUUCAGCUCAGCUUUAUGAAAUUUUCCUGCUGAAAUUACUUAUUGGGAAUUGUAGGUGGAUUGCAGUUAAUAUUUUUUAAAAUUAUUUCAACUUUCCUGAGCCACUUAGAAAAAGAAAGUUGUUUUUGUCGAAAGAUACUGUUAAUUGUAGUAAAUGCCAGCUUACCAUUUGGUUCUUAAGAUUUUAUUUCUUUGACUGCUAAAGGUGUUUUCACUUGUAUUAGAUUGUAACGCUAGCUAUAAUGUUAAUGAAGAAUAGGAAACUGCCACCACCAAGAAGAAGUAACACCUUUUAAUAAUAAAUAUGUUCCCAGUGGGUAGAUUCUCAGUACUGCACUGAACAAAGUGGGUAAAGAGCCCUUUGAAAUCCUGUUGUGUUAAAGGGACUAACCUCACCACUGGAAUCCUUGUUUUCAGAGCUUCUGAAUUUUCAGCCAAACACUGAACUUCCCCUAAACUUUAUUCCUGAGCAGAACAUCCCUAGAGUAAUAACCAUUAUUUUCAAAAGAAAAUAAGGCACAGUAACCCAAGAGAGAGAACUUAAGCCUCACAAUAUUGUGUCCAAAAAUAUGUAUUUAGAAAAAUAAAAUCCUGUGGAGUUUGUUAUCCUAAUGUAUGUUGUAUACUAGAUAAGGUGACAUUUUCUUGUAUUGAGGUCUCAUUAUUUCUAGUUGGGUUUUUUUGUGUGUGUUGUUUUGUUUUUAAUUUAAACUCUAAGUAGACAGAGCUCACAGGUCUUUGGCAUCCAUUCUAGGUUGUGCACUCAGAGUCAUCUUAUAACUGGAAACUGUCAGGUGGGCCCCUACCCCAACUCCAGAUGGUGUAUGAAAGGGUCAAGAAAAGAAUGGAAACAAACUAUUGGGUGGAUAAUUGGUAGCCUUUUUUUUUUUUUAACCUGAUUUUUUAAAAUCACCAUUUAUUAGUGUAAUCUCUCUCCACUGAUAGGCUGCCAUUCUCACAAUAAUAUCUGAACCACCCUGUAAAAUACUCCUCUGAUUUCAAGGCAUUUUAAGCUUUUGCUUAUCAUGUUUACAUCCUAUGUUCAACUAAGGCACUGUUCUGAGAGCUACUUUUUCCAGGUGUAUUGUUGCCUAAAUUUCCUUUAUUCCCCCUUUCAUCCUUUCUCUUCUUCCCACCUUCUGGGAAUGAAAGGAACUUGGGGGAAAAAAGUUUUUCUUUUUUUCUUUUUUUUUUUUUAAUUAAUUUUAUUCAUUGAUCCAUAGGCUUCAUUAUCUUACUUGACGAUGAAUCUGUGAGUUUUUAGAACAACAGAAAUGGAAAAAGUGAAUCAAGAUAAUGAACAAAACCUUUCACCCACUUAAAACAUGAUUUCCAGUUGUGAGAUUCCUCUUCUUGUGUGUGGUCUCUUCCCCUUGUUACCCCUCUUACCCUUUUUCCCUGACUAUGGUCAAUUUGGCUCAUACCAGUCUCCCCGAGACAUUCUGCAGUCAUUAUCACCUUUUUGGGUGGAUUUUAUUUUGUUUUAUUUGGUUUCUGUUUUUUUAAGUAACUUUUUAACAUUGAUGCAUAUUUGCUUGGGAUAGAGCUUGUGUAAUUUACCAAUCGUAUUGAUUGUAUGUGAUUGUGCCCUGCGGAGGUAUAUUUAACAAGUCAAAAAUAAUCUAGGAUAAUAAAGGAGCCCAUGAGAUUUGAGUCGGAUUAUAAAUGACUUCAUGAAAUCAUUUACAGUUUGAAUAGUGAGAAUUUAUAUCUCCUGUUCUUAAAUUAGUGCUAGACAAAAUACCAUUUUUUAAAAGUUUUCUUGCAUUCCUAUUUUUCUCCCUUGCGUUUUAGCUCCCUGUUCUUUCUUGCCUGCCUCCUGUUCAGAAAUAAAAAUAUUGAUCCUUAAAGAGACAGCUCAUUUUUAAAUUGGUGAAGUUUGUGAAAUUUUACUUUUUCCAAGUGUUUUCAACUUUUCUUUAAAAAGUGAAGACAUAAUGAGUUGGAAUUUCACAAGCUGUGAAAUUAGCACUUGGCAAACUGUGAAAUCUUAUUUGAAGACUUUAUCUCCUGGAAGUUCUUUUGGAAUAGGAAAAAAGAACCCUGUUUUUGAAAUAGACCAUUUCCCUCUCUUUUUAAAAAUCUGUUUAUAUUUUGAAUUUUUAAACAGACUUCAAAAAAGUGAAGUGGAAGAAAAAUAGUAGUAGGAAGAUGUUUAGAACAGCAAAAUGCUGGGUCUGAAUAAGUACAUACUCUCCUUGUUGCAGAGUUUUGAGAGGAUGAGGGCCAUCUUUUUAAUUUGUAUUAUCUGUGUGCAUGUUGUCUAUAUCAAAGAUGCCACAUUUUGUUAAAAUGCUAUUCCUUUCUUUAUUAUCUUGGAAACUGACUCAGCCUCAUGUUGCUCCAAAUUAGUGUUUAAGGCUCCCACAAGUUGCAGAUAAAAGGACUAUUUUAACAAGUUAGAAGGAGGUGAUUCGCCUUUUGGUUUGUAAAUAUAUGAAAGUGUCUACAAGGUCUUUAUCUGCUUUCUGUCAGCAUUUAUAUUAAAUGAUAAAUUGAUGAGGAGAAACGCGUAGUCUUUUUUUGUAAGUGAGCCUGUGCCCUCUUAUUCUAACCUUGGGAUUGUUUUCUUACACCUUUUUUUAUGGAGUUGUGUUUGUUCGUUUUUUAGGUGAAAAAUAGAGAAGUAGGUAAUGUAUACAAACACACAUACAUGUAGUGUCAGUUAUCACAGGAAUUAGUCCAACACCACAGUUCAGAAUACUUCAUUUGUUAUACAGUGAUUGCACAUUAGGAGUAAAGGUAAUGGUUCUGAAAUCCGAGUCAGUGUUCAGUGAGACUCCAUGGUUAACAUACAAAGUUCUGGUUUUUAUGCCUUCUCUUAAAAUCAGAACCUUUUUUUGCUUAAGCAACAUGACCUUGCUCUGAAUACCUUCCUGAUGCAAAUAUUUUUUGUCUUUCUGUUCUUACUCACUUUUCCUAAUUGUCCUGAAAUCCCCACCAAUUAGUCAUGCCUGGCAUUUAGAGGAUUUUCUCUUAGAGACCACUGUAAAAUAUACCCUAUUCAAGAACUCAGUGGCCUGAAGAAGAAAAAAGGGGAGGAGAGGGGAAUACUCUAGAUUAAAAGCAACUUUAGAGAUACAAAAAUCACAUGCAACCUGUGGACUUUGGAUCCUAAUUCCAACAAACCAAACAUUCAAAGACUCUUUUAUAUAAUAUAGUUAGGAGAAUUUGACUUAAAUAUUGAGUAUUAGAUAAAACCAAGGAAUGACACUUUUGUUCCGUGUGAUAAUAGCAACAUUGUUAUAUAUUAAAAUGUCCAUAUUUUUAAAAGACAAUAACUGACAAUGGCUAGAGUUUCCUUUAAAAUAACUGAAUAUUUUUAAAAGAAAAAUAAUAUACAUUACCAGUGAACAAACAUCACUCCUUGUACCAUCAGUUAGCAAUUAGUUGUCCGCAAUUAGUUGUCUGACCUCAAGAGAAGGGGCCACAGUAAGAAAAAGUUCAGAGGGUAUGAAGGAUGGUAACUAUUGCAACCAUCCUUGAAUGUCAUAAAAUCUAGAAUGGGAAUUCCGAAACCAGACUUGCUGUCUUUACCACUUACCUAGGCCUACCCUGCUUACAAGCAACAGGGUACUUUGUGAUCCCUUACACUGAGACUCAUUGAUGAAUAUGAGUUUGAGGGCUUCUUUGGUGGAGCAGUGGUUAAGAAUCCAGCUGCCAAUGCAGGGGACACAGGUUCGAGCCCUGGUCUGGGAAGAUACCACAUGCCACAGAGCAACUAAGCCCGUGUGCCACAACUACUGAGCCUGCACUCUAGAUCCCUCAAGCCACAACUACUGAAGCUCCCGCGCCACAACUACUGAAGCUCGUGCGCCUAGAGCCUGUGCUCCACAACAAAAGAAGCCACCGCAAUGAGAAGCCCGUGCACCGCAACAAAGAAUAGCACCUGCUCACCACAACUAGAGAAAGCCUGUGUGCAGCAACAAAGACCCAAGGCGGCCAAAAAUAAAUAAAUAAAUU